Brassica napus (rape) is the source of this 2593-nucleotide messenger RNA. Its product is annotated as cytosolic sulfotransferase 1-like. The coding region runs from base 1453 to 2481 and encodes 342 amino acids. Gene Ontology annotation, biological process: sulfation. The record is from RefSeq and is a predicted model, not a curated record. Gene Ontology annotation, cellular component: cytoplasm. Gene Ontology annotation, molecular function: sulfotransferase activity. Lineage: Eukaryota; Viridiplantae; Streptophyta; Magnoliopsida; Brassicales; Brassicaceae. The transcript has a single exon.
AAAAAAUAGAAUGAUAAGAAAAGUAAAUAAAUUAUUUUAUUAAUAAAUAAUAUAAAAAAUUAUGUCAGCAUGCACAUGCAAAACUUCAAGUAUCAAUUAUGAAAGAUAGGUAAUGAAAAGUAUAUUGUGUAUGGUAUGUAAAGGAAAAGAUUAACUAAUUAUAUAUAUAAUUAUAUAAAUCCUAAAAAGCAAAAUAAAACAAGACUCUUUAAGAUUAUCUGCUAUUAUUUUAUUGAUUUUCUUUUUGUUCGUUUAUAGUUUCAGCUUGUCAUAUAUCGUAGAUGAAUGGGUAAUGUUUUGCUUUUUCAAUUCCUUUUUACGAGAAAAAGAAACACAAAAAAGAAAGUGUUUUUUGGCUUAAAAAGAAAUUUGUAAUUAUCGAAUUCUUUGUUAAGGAUUUCUUAGACGUGAACAUCACUAACUUUAAUUUCAUUUUCCGUUUACACAUGCGAGUUUCUUCAUUGACGUGGAGAAGAAAGUUGCAGUUGUUUUUAGUAAAGACAAAGAAGGUUUGAUGGAUCAUACUCGGAACGUAGCUUACAUCGUUCGAGUGGAUGGAUCCUUGAUAGAAGUGCACGUCAAGAGUUCUCUAUACAAAUAUUGCUAUCCUCGUGUUUGCUCAUAUGUCCCAAGUUCAGUUCAACUUAAUUAGUCAAUUUAGUAUAGCACCUAUAAUUAUUUUUGUUGGCUUGUCACUGUCAUGUUCUUUGAACAAAGAUUAUGUGGUUAAUUAUAUGUGUAUUAAUUUGUUUCUCGUCCAUUUCUCUGCUGGUCAUAUAUUGACUUCACUGGAUUGCUUAAUUUCAUUGUUCUGUUUUAGUGGAUUCAUUGCAAACGUUUCUGUUUAUUAUUUCAUUUGUUAUUUUAUGUUCAAGCAGAUAUGCAAUUAGGCAUAUCGAGGCCCUAAACUAACGAUGGCUCAACGCCUAAAAAGACUAAUCCGGUACCUAGAAUGUUUUCUAUAUGGCUUAAACAUUUACAAAUUAUAAAAUAUACUGUAUAUAUAUGUAGUUACUAUGUUUAUUAUCAUAAUUUAUAUAGAAAAAAAAUGAAAAAUAUAACUAAAAAGCAUAACUGAUUGACUAAAAAUAAAAUUUCAACAUUUUAUAAUUGUAACACAGAAACUUUAUCAUUGAGUCAUUCUAUAAAAACUAUUCAGUUACUCUAUUAUUCUGCUAUUCAUUUAAUGUAUCAAUCACAUUGGAAGUAUAGACAAAAGAUUGCAACGAGCCACCAAGACACUCGGAAAAUCAAGUUGUUUGAGAUAGAUAUUGGUUUUUUCAUGUGGAUGGUUCAUUUAAUAUUAUACUAUUAUUUAUAUUAAUAAUUUUUGAAAAUCCUUUUCAUGCCAGAGGUGCUACGUUACAAGAAAGAGAUAUAAUAAAAUAUCAGUAAACCACCAGUCAAGACAUCCUUUUUUUUAGGAACCAGUCAAGACAUCCAUUUAUAAAAAUGGUGAUAUUUGCUUUUAGACUUGAAACCGCAAACUCACAAAAGAAAAUGAAUGAGAAGGAGCUUCCCCCGCACUUGAGGGAAGACAACUUAAGCGAAGAAACCAAGACUCUAAUCUCUUCACUUCCUUGGAACAAAGAUUUUAUAGGGAAUCUCUACAAAUACAAAGGAUGUUGGUACUACCCCAACACUCUCCAAGGAGUCCUGAAUUUCGAGAAAGGCUUCAAGCCUCAAGAAACCGAUAUAAUCCUCGCUUCUUUCCCUAAAUCCGGCACCACUUGGCUCAAAGCUCUCACCAUCGCACUCUUUGAGAGGUUGAAGAACAGUAAUUCUUCUUCUGAUGAUGAUCUUCACCCUCUUCAGUCAGAUAAUCCUCAUGGCAUAGUACCCUUCUUCGAGUUCAAUCUGUAUCUCAAAAGUUCAACACCUGACCUGACCAAGUUCUCAUCUCCGAGGGUGUUCUCGACUCACAUGCCAUUCCACACGCUUCGGUUAACCCUCAAGGACUCUCCAUGCAAGAUCGUGUACGUGUGCCGGAACGUGAAGGACGUUUUUGUAUCGCUAUGGUAUUUCAGGUGCGCUCAUCUUGAAAAAGAAGUAGACAUGAAAUCUUUGUUUAAGUCAUUAUGCGAAGGUGUUGGCUCUUUUGGACCGUUUUGGGAACAUGUAUUGAGCUAUUGGAGAGGUAGCUUGGAAGAUCCUAAGAAGGUUCUCUUCAUGAGGUACGAGGAAAUGAAGUCAGAGCCAUCUGCUCAGGUUAAGAGACUUGCGGAGUUUUUGGGUUGUCCAUUCACUGAGGAAGAAGAAGAAGACGGUUCUGUGGACAAGAUCGUGGAGCUUUGUUCUCUGCGUAAUCUGAGCGGUAUGGAGGUCAAUAAUUCAGGAAAAACUUUCAACACUGUGCCUUACUUUACUUUUUUCCGCAAAGGAGAAGUCGGUGACUUCAAGAACCAUCUGACUCCUGAGAUGGAAAACAAGAUUGACAUGAUCAUCGAGGAAAAAUACAAAGGCUCCGGUUUGAAAUUUUGAGUGUUGUGUUGUUUGUGCUUUCCUUUAAUGGAUUCUCAUGAUUGAUGGGUGAUUUGUGCUUUCCUUUAAUGCCAUAUGAACUAAUGAUAACAGGAAAUUCAUUACCGACUGA